AUGCCCGUUUCACCAAAAAAUCCCCUGGCCCCACGACCAACGACGGGCCACAUCGUGACCCAACACAUCUCGCAAUGGGUAACAAGCAGUCGCGAGUAUGCUGCCAGGGCAUCAUCGCGGACCAGUCUUUCUACACUCACUCGACCAAAACGAUCACACUCUCGACCCAGUAUCAGUGCACCCACCAACUUCCGCCACUGUGAUGGCUUCGAUAGCGUCGAAUUCAUGGUCGCUGAAGCGCCAUCAAGCACCCGCCGCCGUAGCUUUCGUCCCCUCCAGCUUUCCAUGUACGGAUACGACGGGUGCGGACGACUAUCACCACUUCCUGAUUUCGAAAGAGAAGACGACUGGACGAGCAAGCCAUCACCGCUCAGCAUGCCCGCGCCGGCGCGAGUUCGCGGCGAUGAGAUAGCAACAAAACCAUACUUGUCUUCCAAUCCUUCAUCAUAUAGCAUCCCGAGAAAGCCAGUCGGCUCUGGCUCAAGACGAUCAAGCGUGCAGAGCGUGCAAAGCAUCGGAGCCCACGAGAGGAGAUUCUCCGGUUCGACAGUCGGCACAACGGCAACACCAGCCCUACCGUCGUGGGACGAGGAGCCCAAGGCCAGUGUGGAAUCCUUCGUCCGUGGACCAGGCUUGCUUCGACGCACACGCACAUCUGGAACGAACACACCCGCCCGGGUGCUCUCCCGCCUCCCUUCACCCUCCCGUACUCGCGCUAACACCGCGCCCACACGACCCAGCAGCCUCCGCAGAGCCAAUAACGAUGUCGAUGAGGCUAUCCGCGAGCUCAACACCAUCGUCGAAGAGCGUCGUGCCUCCACCUACCGCUCCCAGGUCCAAACACCCUCCCUCAGCACCCGCAUCCCUCCCUCGCCUUCCCAUCACGUACCCCACUUCGCGCCCACGAUGCGUAUGCACGUCCGCUCCGAGACUCUCUCAGACAUCGGUUCCGCCUUCAGUGUACCCCUCAACAAACCGUUACCCACCCCCCCGUCUUCCAGCACACCCGCGCUCCGCCGCGCGCCAAACUUCUCCCUCUACCCGCCAGCCCGCAACUUCACCGGGCCCCUGACUUCGAACCCCAUCACGCCUCCGCCGCCCAAGACGGCAUCCAGCACGUCCACCACCUCGCUGCACCGGCUCAGCAACUGGCUGCGCCGCUCGUCCAGCCGCUCCACAACGCCGCGGGAGCUCACGCCCUUCUACAAAGUGGAAGGGCCGCCCGUUCCCGACCUGGCAAGCUGCCCAAGUACAUCGCGCAGCACAACGGGCCACGGCAGACAGGACAGCGCGGACUCGAAUGACUCGGCUCGAACGGCGGCCACCACGGUGACGCUGGUGAGCAGCUACACGAGCACGCGGUCGACGACGCCGGACUCGGAGGACGCGAGCGAGCGCGCGACGCACCCGCACCCACGCGUCACCGUGCUCAAGGGCACCGGGCGCCUGCGCCGCGUCCCCGCGCCGCUCGUCCUCGCCACCAUCGACGACAAGGAUAUCGAGGCCGCGCUGGGCAGCGAGCGCAGCACGCGCAGCGCCCGCGGGAUGCGCGAGAUGUGGCCUCCGGCAUCGCCCGUAUACGACAUUCUGCCUGGGCAGGAGAUGUUCGCCAAGGACGUCGGGAUGGCGAUGCACAGCGGGAGGAGGUUCCCGCCGAGUCCUAUGGGUAUGGUGGGUGUUGCGUUUUAG
Molecule: messenger RNA, 1689 nt
Organism: Didymella exigua CBS 183.55
Lineage: Eukaryota; Fungi; Ascomycota; Dothideomycetes; Pleosporales; Didymellaceae
Exons: 1
Coding region: 1-1689 (562 amino acids)
Source: RefSeq, a predicted model, not a curated record